Molecule: messenger RNA, 874 nt
Organism: Sabethes cyaneus
Lineage: Eukaryota; Metazoa; Arthropoda; Insecta; Diptera; Culicidae
Product: 30 kDa salivary gland allergen Aed a 3-like
Exons: 3
Coding region: 59-760 (233 amino acids)
Source: RefSeq, a predicted model, not a curated record
AAUCAGUAGCUUGUAUCAACUAAUCGUAGGUUUAUACGAUAUCAUAAUCGAAAUCAAGAUGAAGCCCUUACUAAAAAUAUUCAUCGCCUUUUGUCUGAUGAGUUUUGUGGUUACAAUUCCAAUUGCACAGGACGAAACUGAGGACAGCAGCGAUGGUAAUGAUGAUGAAGAAUCUAGUCCAGGGGAUGGUGAAGAAGACAGAGGAGAUUCGCCCGACAGUGAGGAAGACGAAGACCAAUCGGGUGAAGAAGACGGUGAUGAUCACGAAGAAACGGAAGGAAAGGAAAAAGCUGGAGAAGAUGACGAAACUGACGAAGAUGCAGAAAAUGGAGAGGAUGAAAAAGAUACUGGAUCGGGUGACGACAAAUCCAGUGAGAAUGGCGAAGGUGAAAAAGACGAUAGAGUUAAUACCUACAACAAGGUAUCUGAUAUCAUAAAGGAGGCAACUAAAUCGGACAAAAUAGAGGAUGAGUACUUCAAAUCAUUUGUGGAGAACAGUUUGCAAGCUUAUAUUAGAAAUCCGGUCAUUAAUGCCAUUGGCACAAUCGGUCAAUUCUCUAAGAUCGAAGAAUGCUUCAAGAGUAUCGGUAAAGACGUUGAGAAAGUUUUGACCGAAAAAAAUAAAGCUUUUGCUGAGUGCAAAAAGAAACCGGACGCGAGAGAGGACAGUUGCGCGCAUGAGCACAAUAAUGCCGCCGGAAGUGAACUUGAAGGAAUUUCAUCGAAAGUUUUAAGCUGUGUCAGUUCUAAGGGAGCUUAACAGUACUUGAACUUGCCCUAGACAAUCCGAACGAAGAUGAGAGCAAUGGACCAUACUAUAUGGGGUAGCAAUAUAACUAAAUAAAAAUUAAGAUUAAUGUUUGCAGCAUAAAAA